UCAACGAAGUGCCAAUUUAACACUUUUACUAAACGUGGACCUGCAGAAACGAAAUGGGCAGUAUUGGACAACCUGGGGCAAGCAACGUGACCGCCACCGUUCAGCCGGUGGCCGGCGCGUACUAUCCGUACGGGUUGCCCGGAACCGACGAACCGUACGAUAGUAGCUUCCACAUCUUUCCACCGGAUUACUGCACCCCGGAGUACGACUACCGGACUGAGCUCCUCGACAGCAUGCGAAUGGCGCCAUCACAGCGAUCGCAACGGUUCCACAUCAGCAACAUCUUAGAGCUCAACAACCAGCAACAACAGCAGCAGCACAGCGACAGCGCCAAAGAUCAGCCCAUCAUUUCGAACCUUUCCUCGUCCGGCUCCCUGCAACAGCAUCACCAAGCUUUCCACCCUUUCACCAUUUCCGAGCUAGAAACCCAGCCACAUCAUCACCAUCCAGCCCCAUCCGGCCCAGGACUGGAAGGUGGUUCGUCCGGGGGUCCUUUCCCCGGGAACGGCUCUACGGAGGAGUCCAGCCAUCUCCCGUAUGGUGCUGGGGAUUCUUCGCAUGCUGCCAGUUGUUUGCCGCUCCAGUCUGCCGUCAAUCCUGCCACCGUUAGUUCCACGAUUCCAUAUGACCCGCCGCCAUACUAUCCGUAUGCACACCACCAUCAUCUGUUUGGGGGUGCAGGUAGCGGCCUGGGGACUCCGCCGACAGUGGAUCCGUCCAGGUCGACCUAUCCCUAUCAUCAUGCCAACGUCAACCUUGAUUAUGUACCGUCGGUAGUACAUGACGCCAACAGCAGCCAUCAGCUCAGCCCGGAUACCACGUCACCUGGACCGGAACUUUAUUCGUUGGCUUCCUACAACAACAUACCGCGCGUAGUGAACGAGGCUUCCGACCGGUUGGCUGCCCUUGCCGAGCAACAUUUGUCCCAGGAUGGCCCCUCGGCACUCGAUGCAGAGUGUUCCGUGGAUACGAACAACAACCCAAAUCGCUCCUGUGACAACGGCACGCCGGACGACUUCGAGUCUCCGACACACCCCGUUGGCCGUUCCAGUGGGACACGUGGGGGCCAAUGUUCCAGCCAAUCGGGCACUACGGGACACAAGAAACGGAAGCGACGCAUUCUGUUCUCCAAAACGCAAACUUUCGAGCUUGAGCGACGUUUUAAGCAGGCCCGUUACCUAUCGGCACCGGAGCGCGAACAUCUGGCCAGUGUGAUCAAUCUGACGCCGACGCAGGUGAAGAUAUGGUUCCAAAACCAUCGCUACAAAACGAAACGGGCGCAAACGGAGAAGACCGCUACCGGGUACGGUCCGGUCGUCGGUAGCAAUCCUCCGAAAAAGGUUAACGUUCCGGUGCUAGUGAGAGACGGAAAACCUUGCUCGGAUGCCCUACAACAUCAGCAACACCAGCAUCAUCAUCAUCAUCAGCAGCAGCAACAACAUUCUCAUCAGCAUCCUGCUUCGGCUCACUUUCUAACGAGUGUCCACCAUUCGUCCUUUGGUGGUGUUCCCGUUGGAGGUAUACACGCACCGGUCCCGGGGAUCCAUUCCGGACAUGGCGCUUCACCGCGUAUGUGGUGAAAUCCCUGCGAUAAAGGGAGUACUAUUUUAUGUGCAAUAACCAGGCCAAGU
This is a messenger RNA of Anopheles bellator, 1631 nucleotides long. RefSeq names its product homeobox protein vnd-like. Gene Ontology annotation, biological process: cell differentiation; regulation of transcription by RNA polymerase II. Gene Ontology annotation, molecular function: RNA polymerase II cis-regulatory region sequence-specific DNA binding; DNA-binding transcription factor activity, RNA polymerase II-specific. The record is from RefSeq and is a predicted model, not a curated record. NCBI's taxonomy places the organism in Eukaryota, Metazoa, Arthropoda, Insecta, Diptera, Culicidae. Gene Ontology annotation, cellular component: nucleus. The transcript has 3 exons. The coding region runs from base 54 to 1580 and encodes 508 amino acids.